GUGGUUCGUUGACGAGGGCUUAGUUUAGGUCACAGUUGUAGACACUGUUGAGUGAUGAAGUUGAGCUAUGUGCUAUUUCCACUACACUUGUUAAUUAGCAGUGUGUGUGGCUAGGUGUAGCUAACUGUUUUUCUGGGAAAAACACACAAUUAACGUUCAUGUAUUUGCAUCGCAAAUGUUGCGUCACUAUGUGACAGUGAUGGACAAGUUAUUGAUUAUUGGGGGGUUUAUUUUAGCAACCAGUCACACGACUCUCACACCUGAAUAUCAAGGUGUGUUCAGCUGAAGUGCAUCUCUUCCUCUUUCACAGCAGCUGAUAGAGGAACAGCCAGACUCAUGUCCGAAGAUCUGGGUGUGAACGACUUGGGACACGAUGUCUCUCUUGCUGAUGUCCUUCCUGCUUGUUCUUCUGCUUGGGAUUGUCUUGUUAUGUGUCAUUUUCAGGUGGCUCAUAUGCACCCUGGCUGUGCGAUUCUUCCAGACUGCACUGAAUGCCGAUCUUAAGAUCAAAUCAGUCGGUCUGUUUUCUGUCCAAGGAGUUAGUAUCCAGUUUCACCCCCAGCAUACUCUGGAAAUUGACAGAAUAUGGAUUUCGAGUAAACUUCUAAACCAGGAUUUACCGAGAUACCUGGCGUUGUGUGUUGGCGAAACCAGAGUUAGGUUUGACUUGCAAGCACCACUCAGACCUUUGGGGAAGCAGAGCCAUGGAAAAAAGUCUGGGAAGAUUUCAGUCAGCCCCACAAUGCUACGCUUUCUGUCACAACUGCUGUCGUUCCACAUCAGCUCAAUCAAUGUGAUGGUACUGAACCUGGCAUUGUCCGAGUCUCUAUGGCACAUGACAAUUACAGGCAUCACCUUGUUACUAGACCACCAGAGUAAAAGGUUGGCGUGGGACUUCUCAGUCGGGCAGCUAAGCAGUAAAGUGCUUAAAAGCAGUCAGUUGGAUAUAUGUUUGGCCGAAGUGGCCCUGAGCCUGCUGCUGUCUGGAGAUGUGAGCCUACCGGAGAUGAAGCCAGGUGGUCUGUCCCUGAAUGUGAGGACACUUAUAGCAGAGCUCCAUGAGGGACUAUUUCUUAGCCAACUCCUGGUGCCCCCUUCUCCAAAAAAGGGCAUUCAGGAAGCAUCUGAGUGUGAAAAAACUGUGUUCAUCCAGACUGAGACGGUGGAGCAGUUUCAUCAGCUAAUUCCCCAGAAGGUCAACAUGGAAUUUGAUAAUACAAAUGUAACCCUGUCCAUGCAAAGCCAGAAAAGACACCUGAACUGGACUCUGAAGUCUUUAAAAGUCUGCUAUGGACGUGACGAUGAGCAGCUUCCUCUUAAAAGCUUCACUCCUGAGCUGAGCUUUCCCCAGACCAGCCUGGAGCUCCUUCUUGAGGAUGGACUUCUCCUCUCACAAAGUAGGCAAAGGAUCCUUUGUGUGAACACUCUGAGGACAACCCUGCAGAUUACGUCAGUUGACAUCUCAGGGUCAUUCACAAUCAACACUUGCAUCAUCCACUACCGUCACCAGGAGUUCUCCCAUUGGCUACAUCUAUUUCCAUGGGAACAGCUAAUCCACAGGAAGGCAGCACAUAGAAAAAGGCGCCUACCUCACCUGGAUGCUCCUGUGAUGAUCACGACCUCCGUCUCCAACGUUAAUGUGUCUGUUCAGCUGGGGGACACGACGCCUUUUGCUCUAGGCUUCCUCUCAGCCAGUGCAGAACUGCAGCAUCUUCUUGACAUUAAAGAUGACACAGAGAGCACAGAGUCCCAGAAUGUGCACCGGCGUGCCUCACUGUCCCUGGACAACUUCUGGUGGAGAGUGGGUCAGGGGUCUCAUAUCCAACAAGCACCGCACCCUCCUGGUAAACAUGUGUGGGGAGAAGCGCUCAUUUUAGACUCACUCAGUCUUCAGGGGAGUUUCAACCGACCCCAAAUGGAGUUGAGUAGCAGGAGUCCGAGUUUGAGUGUGGAGUCCAGCCUGAAGGGGCUUCAAGUGGAGCUCUCGGAGACCUGUGCACUGUGUCUGUCUCGCCUGCUGUCCCUCAUCUGUGUUCCUUAUGACACUGGGCCACAGCUGUCAGAUGUGGCCUCAGUGUCUCCCUCUAGUGGCGAUACCAUUCAACCCAUACAGCUGCUGUUCAAACUGGACUGUUGUCUGGAGGAUGUCAAUGUGUUCACACUGUCUAAUCUAGCAGGAGCCGUGUCUUUGCGGAUGGACACUGUCGAAGUCUACAGCUCUACAGAAAGCUCCACGUUGUCUCUUCAAAGCGUUAGCUUGUCAGCGAUCAAAUCACUCACGGAUAACAUGGAGUCAUGUUGCCCCGCCUCCCAAACCCCCGAACCUGUGCUCAAACUCACCAAGAUAGCCUUUUCUUACUUCAUCACCACCCACACCUUACAGGUUCAAUGUGAAGAGGAGCUCACUGUCGAGUGGACGCCACCCGACCACAUGGUCUUAUUCCAGCACAUGACUGAAGCUCAGGCUUGUUGGAGUAUGCUUUGUGGAGAGAAAGGAGAGGACAGUCCAGUCGAACCUGCUGAGAGUGACAUCGUUUCAGGCCAGAGUAGAGGGCUGUGUGUGCGUGUUGAACUGGACUGCACUCGUUUGACAGCCCAUGUUAGCGACCAGAACUACAUUCUCCUGCACACAGAAGCCCUCACAGUCUCCAAACACGCUGGUUCCAUGCAUAUACGUGCUCCCUCCAUGAUCCUCAACUUGGAUGGCAACAACAUCGUCACCUUUAAAAGUCUAGAUGUUGAAACGCACGCCGAGUUGACUGAGAUGCAGCUGCACAGAGACACAUUCUCCUUCCUCACCACUCCUCAUAACCAUGUCUGGGUCCUCACUUGCCCCUCUCUGGCUGUCGAGUUCCCCUACCAGUACAACUUCUCAAACACCUUUGACAUGGCCAUUAAUGUGCAGAAGUGGCUGAAGACUCUGCAUCGCUCUCCAAGCCAAGCCACAACCGUCCCAUGUCUGCCUCCUGACCUCGUGUUCAAAAUCAGCCAGUUCUCCUUUGUCUUCCUGGACGACAUAUUUGAAAUCAAGCUGCGAGACAACUACGAGCUAAUGAAGGACGAGAGUAAGGAAAGUGCAAAGCGUCUUCAGCUUCUGGAUAAGAAGGUGGCAGAUCUUCGCAAGCAACAUGGAGAACUUCUCCCUGCCAGAAAGAUUGAAGAGCUGUACAGUUCACUAGAGAAGAAGCACAUUGAGAUCUACAUCCAGCGCUCACGCCGCCUCUACGUCAACACACCCAUGAGGAAGUCUCUGCUGACCUGGACUGUGUCCGACUUGGAGCUAGUAGCCAUGGCUGAUCACUGUCUCCAUGGGCCAGAGAGGGUGAGAGAGCAGCUGAGGGACAUCGACAAGAUCAGUCCCUUCCCCAGAGAUGGACUCCCUCUGGUGGUCCAGUGGUGCCGGGCUGUCAAGUUUAAACUUUCUGCAUUUUUGGUGAGAAUUCGGGAUUACCCUCGCUACCUGUUUGAGAUCCGGGACUGGGAGCUGUCGGGGCGUCUGAUUGGGACGGAGCAGGAUGGACAGGCCAGGGCUCAUCGCAAAGAGACGGUCCCGCUUGGUCCGCCAUGGGGAGAUGUGACGGUCAACAGGAAUAUGCCACCACUCAAGUUCUACUACGAUUUCAAAUCGAACAUCUCUCUGUACACUAUUGUGUGGGGGCCGUGUUGGGACCCUGCCUGGACUUUGAUUGGCCAGUCUGUUGACCUGCUGACCAAACCCACAGUUGAUCCCUCACCUCUACUGGCCUGGUGGGACAAAAGUCGUCUCCUUCUGCAUGGACGCUGGGUUAUGGACAUUGACCAGGCCAAUCUUCAUCAGCUGGCUACAGAGGACCCUUACAACACUACAGAAAACCUGCAUUGGGAGUGGAAUAAGCUGAACUUUGACUGGAACCCAGGCCAAUUUGUUUUUAAAGGAGAUUUGGAUGUAAAUGUCAGGACAGCAUCAAAGUAUGAUGAUAUCUGUUUCCUACACCUACCCAACCUGUGUAUGACCCUUGACCUCCAAUGGCUUUGCCAUGGCAACCCCCAUGACCACUACGCCGUAAUGCUCUGCUGUACGGAGAACGUUGCAGACGUGACCUCAGGACAACCUCAUGACUCCUACAGAGCCUUUCGGUCUGAGAACCUCAACCUUUCCAUCACAAUGGACCUUAACCAGCACUGUGGCACAGAUUCCUCCCAGCCGAGAAUUCUGCUGUAUAGCAGCACUUUGCGCUGGAUGCAGAACUUUUGGGCCACAUGGACGGGUGUCUCUCGACCUAUCUGCAGAGGCAAGCUCUUCCACAGCCUCAGGCCCAUCCGCAAGAAGCUGGGUCAGCACUACAAACAGAUGUCCUACACAGCGGCCUUUCCACAACUUCAAGUGCAUUACUGGGCCUCCUUCGCUCAACAGAGAGGUAUCCAAGUGGAGUGCAACAAAGGCCACGUCUUCACUCGAGGAGCACAGAGACUUAUUCCCCAGGCUGGCACUGUGAUGAGGAGGCUGAUCUCUGAAUGGAAUGUGACCCAGAUGGUAAGUGAGCUAUCUCAGGUGACGGUUCACCUGAUGGCCUCAACCUGGGAUGAGACCGCCGACCACCAGAUCAACGCACAGGUGAAGAAGACCCACCUGGUCAGCCUGUCCUCCCUGAGCUACCAGCGACAGAGCAACCGCACAGAGGAGGAGGUGAACCAGAAGGAUGAAACUAACGCCUCUUACACUCACAAACUGCGCCUGGUGGACCUGCGAGCUUCCUGGACCACCACUAACAGGAACAUCGCCUUCGGGCUGUACGACGGUUACAAAAAGGCGUCUGUGCUGAAGAGAAAUCUCUCUACCGAAGCGUUGAAGGGUCUGAGGAUCGACACACAGCUGCAGACCAAGAAGCUCAAACGCUCUCCUUCCAACUACUCUCCCACCACAGCCCCCACCACACCCGUUAUGCCCACCGUCAACCGAGCAGAAAAAAGUCAAAAUGAAGGAACAUCGAUGCUUCAGAAACUGAUCGAGGAAACAGACAAGUUUGUGGUGUUUUCAGAAGAGGAUUCGGGUGUCAGCGACCAGCUGUGUGGCAUCGCAGCCUGUCAGACAGAUGACGUCUAUAACCGCAACUGGUUUAUUGAGUUGGUCAACUGUCAGAUGAUGUUGCGAGGCACAGAGACUGCAGGCUGUGUGCUGGUGUCUGCAGCAAAGGCUCAGCUGCUCCAGUGUGAGCACGACCCAGCCUGGUACAACGACACCCUGAAGCAGAAAACCACCUGGACCUGUCUGCUGGAUGGCAUGCAGUACUUUGCCACCAUGGAGCCCAACCCGUCUGAGCAAGAGGACAGGCAGCUGUGGCUCGAGGUGAAAAACAUAGAGGAGCACAGGCAGCGUAAUCUAGACUCCGUGCUGGAGCUGAUGGAGAGCGGCCAGGCUGUGGGAGGAAUGGUUUGCACCACUACAGACUGGAACCAGCCAGCCCAGGUGAACGAGGCUCAGCAGGUACAGCGAAUCAUUUCACGCUGUAGCUGUCGGAUGCAUUACAUCAGUUACAGUCACGACAUCAACCCAGAGGUGGCCACGCAGAUCAAACCACCAGAGCUGAGGAACAACCACGAGAAAGAGGACCUUCUGAAAAAACAGGCUGGGGCAGUGGACACCUUCACCCUCAUUCACCACGAUCUUGAGAUAUCCACUAACCCUGUUCAGUACGCUAUGAUCCUGGACAUCGUCAACAACCUGUUGUUACACGUGGAGCCCAGACGCAAGGAACACAGUGAGAAAAAGCAGCGUGUGCGUUUCCAGCUGGAAAUUUCCAGUAACCCUGAGGAGCAGCGCAGCAGCAUCUUGCACCUCCAGGAGGCAGUCAGGCAGCACCUUGCCCUGAUUAGACGUCUUGAGAAACAGAUUUACUCCAACAUCAGGGCACAAUCCGAAGACCUGUGCGGUGAUGAGCUGAUGGAGGUGAACACGAGACUGCAAAACCAGCUAAAUCAGGAGAAGAACGACAUGCAGAUGAAGAGUGAAGAGCUCAACAUUCUCAUCAGGUGUUUUAAGGACUUUCAGCUGCAAAGGGCAAACAAGCUGGAGCUGCGUAAGCCCCCAGAGGAUGUGAGUGUGGUGAGGAGAACAGAGAUCUACUUUGCACAGGCCCGCUGGUGUUUGACUGAAGAGGACGGCCAGCUGGGCAUUGCUGAGUUGGAACUGCAGAGAUUCAUGUACAGUAAGCUAAACAAGUCUGACGACACGGCGGAGCACCUUUUGGAGUUGGGGUGGUUCACAAUGAACAACCUCCUGCCCAAUGCAGCAUACAAGGUCGUACUUCGUCCUCAGAGUAACUGCCAGUCAGGACGCCAGUUUGCUCUGCGCAUCUUCAGUAAAGUGCGCCCCCCUGUGGGAGGAAUCUCUGUGAAGGAGCACUUUGAGGUGAACGUGGUGCCUCUCACCAUCCAGCUGAUGUACCAGUUCUUCAAAAGGAUGAUGGGAUUUUUCUUCCCAGGAAGAAAUGUUGAAGACGAAGAGGUCACUGAUGAAGAAGAUAAAUUCCGAUUGGUUACCACAGGUAUCCCUGUCAAGGCUCGGCAGUCAUCAGAGGACACCAUGGGUGCUAUGGGCCCCAGCAAAGGUGUCACCCAGGGACUGAACCGCACUGCGGGGGUCAGGAGGUCAUUCAGGAAACCUCCAGAGCAUCCUGUUGAUGACAUUGAUAAGAUGAAGGAGAGAGCUGCUAUGAACAACUCCUUCAUCUACAUCAAGAUUCCCCAAGUGCCCCUCUGUGUCAGCUAUAAGGGAGAAAAGAGCAGUGUGGACUGGAAGGACCUGAAUCUGGUUCUGCCCUGUUUGGAGUACCAUAACAACACCUGGACAUGGCUUGACUUUGCAAUGGCUGUGAAAAGGGACAGCCGGAAAGCUCUUGUAGCACAGAUGAUAAAGGAGAAGCUGCGCCUGAAGCCGGCUUCAGGCUCAGAGCUGCGGGGGAAGUCGUCCGAAGGGAAGUCGGACAACAGCCUGCAGCAGCAGGAGGAAGAUGAGAAAGCUCGGCUCCUCAUCGGCCUCAGCACCGCAGACAAGAGCUCCGGCAAGAAGAGCAUCUUCAGUCGGCGCAAAUGAAGCAACAAACACUCGCACAUUCAAGUCAGAGCUCGCAUGGAUGAUCCCCAGCAGCAGCUGCCACACUCCCCUCGCUACGAGGAUCAGGGAAAAAAACGCCUCUUCUGGGUCAAAAUAUCAGUCUGGCUUUGUGAAUAUCAAAGAAAAAGGGAGCCGGUCGAGCAUUUCAAAUAGUUUAUGAAGAUAUCUCACUGUAUCAUAUGAUCCUGCUGAACCUAAAGGUAUGUUCUUUUGUUUUUUAAAUAAUACUCCAAAUUUGAGUUUAUGGCCAAAAUCCCCACCGGGAAAUCAAACGGGUCUCGCUUAAGAACGAGACCUUGUCUCUCAAUGAGAUUACUUGUAUAAAUAAAGGUUAAUUAGGAAUUACAAGAGUGCCAAUUAGACCAAAUACAUAUUAUCUUGUUUAUCUGUGUGCCAUUAACAUUUCACUGCACUGCAUACACAAUAUGAUGACCACUUGCGUUACAUUAAAUGUAGCGAGGAAGACUUACAGUGUGUAGCUAGCCCUUCACUGUUAGCGUUUCCUCUGCUUCUAUUAAUGCAAGACUGAGAGCACCUUUUCCUGCUGGCUCAGGAACACUGUCCUUCUGCCUGAAUAAAUAGGACUCAACCUGGAAGCACCCUCAAAUGCUGUCUGCUGUAAAACAAAUAAAAAAAUAAAAGUCAUAGAUGAAUAUCAGUAUAUGUUUUACUAAUGAAAGGUAUUGUAAAUGGCUGUAUGAGUGUCACUCUGACAGGAAGGCCUUUUCCCAUAGAUGACCACAAAAUAUUUUAUAUUUCAACUGUAAAUGACGAAUGAUAAAUGUAUUCAUCCCCCAGCUUGCUGUCACCCCAGUGCAAUAUAUCAACAAAAGAGCAGCAAAAACAUUUUAUUGUGUUGUACAAUGUCGCACUUGGCUUGGUGGCAUCGUGUCAACAAAAAAAAAUAUAUGUUGCAGCUAAUCACAGAGUGUAUGUUUUGUAAUUUUAUUACUAAAGCACUUUUUAUGCAAAGUAUUUUGAUAUUUUUGUAACCACGUCUGUUUUCUGUUGAAUUUCUUGCCUCAUUGUUCUGCUAAGCUUAUUGCCUCUGUCACAUUUCUAUUAAGAAAUAAAUACCCCCCCCCCCCCUAAACAUUUCAAUUAAACGGAUCAUAUCGGUAAAGCAGAUCUAUUCACAUUCACUAUGCUCUGUGGCUUAUUGUUUAUCUGUCAAUAAAAACUGUUAAAGUCU
Molecule: messenger RNA, 8285 nt
Organism: Anoplopoma fimbria (sablefish)
Lineage: Eukaryota; Metazoa; Chordata; Actinopteri; Perciformes; Anoplopomatidae
Product: bridge-like lipid transfer protein family member 2
Exons: 39
Coding region: 374-7072 (2232 amino acids)
Source: RefSeq, a predicted model, not a curated record